This is a messenger RNA of Phalaenopsis equestris, 609 nucleotides long. RefSeq lists its product as uncharacterized. The record is from RefSeq and is a predicted model, not a curated record. Lineage: Eukaryota; Viridiplantae; Streptophyta; Magnoliopsida; Asparagales; Orchidaceae. The transcript is spliced from 3 exons. The coding region runs from base 127 to 375 and encodes 82 amino acids.
CCUCUUGGGUGAUUUUAUUGGUAUAACCGGACGCAAUAUUUGUUCAACGCAGAAAGGUUCUUUAAGACGAACGACUGUUCUGGCCCCUAGGGUUUUUUGAUCGAAGGAGAUCCUGAAGUGGGCGGCAUGUCGAAGAAAAACAACUUAGAGAACAGGAGGAAGCAGCACAGAUUCGAUCUCCAAAGAGAAAAACAGGAGAAGGAAAAAAAGCUGAAGCGGCUGCAGGCAAAGAUUUCUAAGAUGAAGAUUGACGGGAGUGACAGGAAGAAAAAGAGAAAAUCCGGUGGGUUUCAGGUUGGGAAGAGAAAGCUGAAGACCAGAUUGUCGGCCUUGGCGAAGGCUAAAGCAGCACAGGCUAUGGAGGUUGACAAAUAAUCCAUUUUGUGAAUUAAAAUAAGCUUUUUUUUUUUUUUUCCAGUUCCUCCUCUGUACUGUUAAACCCUAAAGUAUUUGUAUCUUGGCAGUUCUUUUUCCGCAUUUUUGGUGUAAAUUUGUCCUUUUUUUCACUUGAAAAAGAGGAUACCGACUAAUGGCGAUAAGAGGAAAAAAGAAGGCAAUUUCAAAACAUUUUUUUUGUUGGAUUUCUCUGUUUUUAUUUAUCUAUUUCAC